Molecule: messenger RNA, 857 nt
Organism: Euleptes europaea (tarantolino)
Lineage: Eukaryota; Metazoa; Chordata; Lepidosauria; Squamata; Sphaerodactylidae
Gene: SSPN
Product: sarcospan
Exons: 3
Coding region: 91-852 (253 amino acids)
Cellular component (GO): sarcolemma; dystrophin-associated glycoprotein complex
Source: RefSeq, a predicted model, not a curated record
AAGGGGAGUGUCGGGUGGGGGCGAGGGAGAAAGCACAAAACACACCAGCCUAUCAAGCCCUCCCCCCCUUCCCUCCAAAAGUUCCUCAACAUGGGAAAAGAAGAGAAGAAAGCUCCAAGCAGCCCAGCUGGUAACAACCUGAGCCAGGCAGCACAAGCACCUGGGACGGAGCAGAAGAAGGUGCCCGAAACUGCCCUGAUGUCCAAGAAGCCACCCAAAGGGGAUCCCAGCCGGGGCAAGGAGGAGGAUGCCCACAAGUGCUGCGGCUGCCACUUCCCGUUGCUGGUUGCACUCUUGCAGCUGGCUUUAGGUGUCUCCAUCACAGUGCUGGGCUUCCUCAUGGCCAGCUUCAGCUCUUCCUUGCUAGCCAGAGACACUCCAUAUUGGGCUGGCAUCAUUCUCUGUGUUGUGGCCUUGCUGGGGCUGGUGAUGCUCUGCAUCUCUUAUCAACCGGAUGAGAAGACCUGCGUCCAGUUUGCCAUCAAGGUUGCCUACUUCCUGUUGAGCACUCUGAGCCUGCUGGUCUGCGUGCUCGCGGUGGCUUUUGCCGCCUACUGUUAUUCCCAGAUCACCCAGUUUACCUGCGAAACCAUCUCUGAGACCUGCCAGUGUAAAUUGGACACCGAGGACCCCCUCAGCAGAACUUUCACUUACCAGGAUGUAUCUGACUGUCCCGACUUCCUUGGGACUUUCAGACUUUACUUGCUGAUCCAGAUGGUGCUGAACCUCCUGGCUGCCCUUGUGGGUUUUGCAGCGUGUUUUGUGAUGUGGAAAGACAGGUACCAGGUCUUCUAUGUGGGCAUCCGGUUGUACUCUUCAACUGUCCCUGGAGUCCAACAACAGAAAGUAUAGGGUUA